AUGUCAGGGUUUAUCCCUGAUAUUAUGAAAUUGUUGGUUGAUGUAAAAUUACUCGGUUAUGUUACUGAAUUUCUAAGAAAUGAAGAAUUCCCAGCAAAAAGUAUUUGGAAGAAAAUUGUCAAAAAAGCAGUGUAUGAAAGUGAUCAUUAUGAAUGGGUGGAUAAAAUUGAAAGGAAAAAAGAACAUGAAUUCUAUCUCUGGAGUCAACCUUGUAUAUCUUUGAGCAUCUGGUAUGAUCUGUGGAAGUACGGACAAUCAAAGCAGAUAACAGAUAUUCUUCGACUUCUGUGUUGGCUCCUUGACUGUAAAUGA
Messenger RNA from Paramuricea clavata, 312 nucleotides. The record is from the annotation of a GenBank genome assembly. NCBI's taxonomy places the organism in Eukaryota, Metazoa, Cnidaria, Anthozoa, Malacalcyonacea, Plexauridae.